AGGUGUGGUGUGGGAAGGAAGGCGGAUCUCUGGGAAUGUCUUGAAUGCUACAGCACCGCCUCACCUCAGCUUAUUACGGUGAAGGUGAGUGUAUCUCUUUCUUGUUCCUGCUGCAGUUCAGCAGCUCAGGUGUGAGGGACAGAAACCUUCAGGGAUGAAUCUCUACAGGAGCUUUGGAAACCUCAUGGAGGCCUGGGUAAAUGAAGGAGGCACGUAUCCAGACUCUCCUACACCUUCCUCUGACACUGGACCAAACUUCCGCUCAGAAUCGGUGGACUCUGGAGUCGAGACAGCCAGCACGGACACAUCCUUUCCUGCUUCGUCCUCCUUCACCUCAGCAGAUAAUGCUGAGACAGAUGCAUUCAUGCCAGAAGCCACGGGACUCUCUCUGGCCUCCACGUCACUGUCUCCUGUGCUGUCCUCGCCUGUGCCUUCCUCUUCCUCCUCUUCGUCCCUGGGCCUCUGUCCCAUCAAAUCUUUGGACCGCUCCACUGCCUUGCAGCGAAAAGUGGAGCAAGCACUACAGAGGACUGACUCCAAAAAUCAGAAGGACAAUUCACAGCUCCUCACAGUGGAGGAGGUGCUCAGGAGGCAGUCUCGAACAUCUUCCCCAGCCAAACGGCACACCUCAGGACCCGUGAGAGGUCAAAGGUCAGAGAGCUUUGGUCCGAGGAGGACAGUCAACCAAUCAGUGUCCCUCAGACAGACAUCAGAGAUGUGCAGACGACCGAUGUCUUUGAGGUUGGACAAGCUGAAAUCAGAGGAGCUCGGUGACAAGGACAUGUCGGGCAUGAGUCCUGGGCUGCGAUACCUGGAGCAGGUUUGCCAAAUGCUGGAGGAAAUCGCCAGACAGCAGAUUCAGAAUCAAGCAUUACAGAUGGAGAUGGACGCCCUGCGGGAACAUGAAGACGUGCAGGCUCCUGGCAGCUGUCACACUGACUCUGGAGCUGCUGAGGAGGAUGAACAUGUAGAAAAUGAAGAACACAGUUCCAGUGAGGGCCAGCAGUUUAAGACGAACCCUUAUGGACAUUUUCGACAGAGAUCUGCUUCAGACACAACGCUAACAUCGCUGCAUUUAAGACAGAUAAAGUCAGACUGCAGGGGGCAGCACAUGAGCACAGAUGUCCUGCAGGAGAAGCUAGAGGAAGAGCAUCUACAGAAGGAGUCUCCAAAUGAGGAGAGAAAUAAAACUGACAAGAACUGGAGGAUAAAAAUUUCCUCUUUCAGAAGAGAGGAGCCUUUUCUGAGAGAUAUAAAGGGCCAGCAGUCAUCUGAGAAAAACUCAGCCCGACGACGGCUCAGCCAGCUGUUCAGGAGGAGGAAGACUUUGCCUGUAUAAAAUGGACUACAGUGUCAGCCAUGAUGUUUGGACCUGUUGGUUCUGAUUCUGCAGUGGAAUGAGCUUGUCGGAGCACGAUCGCUGAUUUCACAGACUUCCUGUUUGGCCCAUGUGAUGUAGCAAUCUGUCAUGUUAAUUUAUUGCCCACCUUGUAUCUAUGCUGUAUACCUGCCAUCAUUUUUUAUAUUGGUAAAUUGUGUCUGUUUUUGUAAAAGUGCAACUCAGAACAAUAUAAAUGUAUAUUUUUUCAGCCAUGUACACUAAAUGUUAAUAAUCUAUGAAUUAUAAAUGUA
This is a messenger RNA of Paralichthys olivaceus (Japanese flounder), 1632 nucleotides long. RefSeq lists its product as uncharacterized. The record is from RefSeq and is a predicted model, not a curated record. Lineage: Eukaryota; Metazoa; Chordata; Actinopteri; Pleuronectiformes; Paralichthyidae.